UUCAAAAAUAAUUCUUUUUUGUGUUAAAAUGAAAUUAUUUAUAAUAGCACUUUAUUGUUAUUUAAUACAAUUCAUAAUGAAACUAUAAACACGCGUGAAUUUAAUAAUAAAAUCUAUAAAUAUUUAGGAACAAAAUGGUACUUAUGUGUUGUAGAUAUUUAGCCAUCUGCCUAGACCAUGAAAUUGAGAAGCCAAAACUAUCAAGGAAACGUUAACAAAUAAGGAAAAGUACCCAAAUCAUUAAUUGUAAUGAAAACAUAAUAUAUGAAUAGAAAAAAGAAGAAAACCUUCCUGUUGGACCAAUUCUUUUGGGCGUAUUCCUAUUUGUAGUGGUUGGAUCAGGUAUAUUAAGAAAUUAAGAUUUAUAGCUUUAUUCUAAAUACUUAAUGUAGCCUCAAGUGGAUAAGAAAUUUGAUAUAUAUAAAAUGCUU
Molecule: messenger RNA, 431 nt
Organism: Paramecium octaurelia
Lineage: Eukaryota; Ciliophora; Oligohymenophorea; Peniculida; Parameciidae
Source: the annotation of a GenBank genome assembly